CAGAGAUGGAUUCAUCAGAAAGAUCAACGAUUAGAAGUGAACAAAAAUCCAGAAAAUUCUUAAAAAGUCUAAUAAGAAAGCAACCUCGAGAUCUUCUUCUGGUAAUUGGAACUGGAGUAAGUGCUGCGGUAGCACCAGGAAUCCCAGCACUGUGCUCCUGGAGGAGCUGCAUCGAGGCUGUCAUUGAAGCAGCUGAACAGCUGGAGGUGCUUCAUCCAGGAGAUGUUGCUGAAUUUCGUAAAAAAGUGAUCAAAGAUAGAGACCUGCUUGUAGUUGCGCAUGAUCUGAUCAGGAAAAUGUCACCACGUACUGGUGAUACCAAGCCCAAUUUCUUCCAGGACUGCUUAAUGGAGGUGUUUGAUAAUUUAGAGCAACAUAUUCAGAAUCCUGUUGUUCUGCAGUCAAUUCUGAGAUUAAUGGAGAGAGGCACAAUGGUCCUAACUACAAACUAUGAUAAUUUACUUGAAAUAUUUGGUCAGCAACAGGGUAAACCUAUGGAAUCUUUAGACUUGAAAGAUAAGGAUAAGGUUCUUCAGUGGGCGAGAGGCCAUAUAAAAUAUGGAGUUCUGCAUAUUCAUGGCUUGUACACAGAUCCCUGUGGAAUGGUCCUAGAUCCUUCAGGAUAUAAAGAUGUUACUCAAGAUCCUGAAGUAAUGGAGGUUCUUCAAAAUCUGUAUCGAACCAAGUCUUUUUUGUUUUUGGGCUGUGGAGAGACUCUGCGUGAUCAGAUAUUCCAAGCUCUUUUUCUUUAUACUGUAAAGAAUAAAGUGGAUUUAGAACACUAUAUGUUGCUGCUGAAAGAAAAUGAAGACCACUUCUUUAAGCUCCAGGCAGAUAUGCUUCUGCAUGGAAUAAAAGUAGUGUCUUAUGGGGACAGCUUUAAACAAUUUCCAGAAUAUGUACAAGAUCUGACCGCUCAAAUCUGCAAGCAGAGAAGCCCAGAUGCUGAUCGAGUGGACAGCACAACACUGUUGGGAACUUCGUGUAUGGACUGUGCUAAAAGGAAGUUAGGAGAAAAUGGCACUGAUCCUCCUAAGAGAAUCAAGCAAUCAGAUAAUGGUAUACCCACUGUUUAAUGAAAAAACACAAAAACUUUUUGAAAGCAGAUGUUUUACAUGAGCAUGGGAAGUUUUGAGAUAUUUCCAUGUUUUUAAGUGGAUCAAAAAUUGCUUAUCUUAGCAUUUUCUUAUCUAGGGAUGUAAACGGGGAACGCACGUCAAGUUUGAGAGGCAUACUAGUUGUUCUCUAUAGACAGUUCCAUACUACUAAAACUGUAUGUGCCGAGUUAUUUAGAAGCAGAUGCAAGUUUUAUCUGCCUGUGCUUCAAGCCAGUUGGAAGUCCUGAGACUGUUAGAAUAGCACUGAGCUUGAAUCAAGGCUUUAGUUUGGGUAGGGUGCUUUGAAGUCCCACAGGACAUGACUGUUGGCAUACCUGAAGUUAUCUGUUAGUGGCUUUUAAAAUGUUCUUCAGCUGAAUCUCUGCUGUACUGCAUUUAGGCUGCUGGAAGUUAAAAUCUUCAGGGGUCUGUCAGCACAAGCUGUUUGCAAGAUUUAGAUCUAGAACUAUAAGGUGUUAGGAAUUGUUUUUCUAUGUAUGUUUAUUGAACCCACUUCACAAUAACGUGCUUGUAUUUAUGCUUGUAGCAGAAGUAUACACUUUCAUCUGUCAGUUUGUUUAAACAUGAGAUCACGUGGGGGAGAAAAGGAUGUAAUGGAAGAAUACCAAACAAAGACAUACAGCAUGUGCAUUGGGACUUACUGACCUAUUUGCUGUUUAGUUGUAUGGACAUGUCCUAGUGUUUGAACUGUAGGAUAUGCUGCCAACAUCCCAGAAAGCGCAGGUACUGAAUAGCUUUAAUGCAGCAGAAUUAAAGCAGGUUAGUAUCUAAUUAUGCAUCUGUAGAUGAUUUCUAGUGUGAAAGUUUGACUUCAAUGCAACUUCUCAAAUGCUUAGUCACCCUGAUAAGCGUUUCUCCAAGGUAGUUACUUCACCUACCACUGAAUUAAUGUCAGCACUACCCUGACAGACUGACUUACUGCUCCAGUGGCUAACACCAACACCUGAGAUCCUCUGAAGUUUUCUUAUCAGCUGCCUCUCACCAUAGUGUCUGCAGGAGAGCAUGUCCAGGGCCCUUCCUGUUCUGAUACUGGCAUGUUCAUACCUGAAGGUUCUGGAGGCUGCCCCAGUCAGGCUUCUCUAAUUCCAUCCCCUGUAGACUUGAUCUGUUUGGUGUGCCUUCUGAGAUCACACUGAUUAAAUGAGGUUUUGCAUGGAGAGGACGUGCUAGAGCUGUCAAAUGACCUUUCUGCCAGACUUCCAGCAGGUAUGUGAACUCUUCACUCCCAUGCCACAGAAGCAAUUUCUGCUUGUUCACCAGUAUGUAUGCACGCAAAAUGAAAUGCCUGACGAUGAAGUGAAGGCUUCUUUCCAGACUGAUUACAACUGAGAUAGUUAGAUGUCUUUCUUUGUAGGGUGGGAAGCCUUUGUUGCUGUCCUGAAGUAGGCAAAGUUCUGAAGAUACUUUGCCUCUAGCUAAGCAGUCUAAACAGUGCAUGUUCACUGACUCUUCUGUCUCAGAAUACUCCAGGUGUCUUUCAGGAUCGACAGUCCAUACUUGGACUUUAGUGUAUGACAGAGCUGCUGAGGAGCUCAGCAUCAGGUCUUGAGGGUUUGGCUGUGUUUUAUGAAGUUAAAAAGCAAAAGCAAAUGAGACUGUAUGUAGGCAUACUCCUAUCCUCCUUUUGAGAAACUGUAUUUAUGCCUUACAUCACUUCUUUUAAAGAUUAAAUCUGUUAGCAUUGAGUACAGCAUUACCUGCAAGAUUCUAGCCUGUAAAAUUUGCUUUUCUAGUCAGCCUAAAUUGGGUAUUUUAGUAAGUGUUAAGUGAAGUUGCUGUUUUUGACGCUGAUGUAUCCACUUAGAAAAAUGUAAGUUGACGUAAACUGCAGCUCCGUUCAUCUGAUGGAUUUUGCUAUUAUAUUGUCCUUUUUUAUGACCCUGAUUAUUGCAAUUGUUUGAGCCCUUUCCUAAAGUCAUGUAGCACUUUAUCUAUCGUAUGCCUGGGAUUGGAUUUACAUUAGGAAAAUCUCAUCCCUGCCCUUUGGUCCUUAGGAUCAGCUUAUAUCUAGCACUGGGGGGGUUCUUCAGUUUUGUAAACACUGCUGAACUGCAACUUGUACAAGAGCCUUUCCUAACCGAAGUGCCAUGUUUUUGCACUCUGAAAAGCAGAUGAGUAAUCAAUUUGUUUUUAUUCAUAACCUACACUAAGGAGUACACAGAAAUUCCUCCUCUGGGCCCCUCAACCUCCAGUCAAGGAAUUGCUAUCUUCUACGUACAUUUCAGCCAUCUUAUGAACAGCAUUGCCUUGCAGCUACCUCAGGGAUUAAAAUAUAAUCAAAAGGGACAGAAUCUGAAACUCAGCUGUUCCCUUUGAUUCGUGUUAAAUGAAAAAGUGACUUGUUUAAGGCUCUGUUCAAAUUGUUACCUGAAUAAGGUGAAAGAAUUAACCGUACAACUAGAGAUUAUAAGUGACAUAUUUGUUAGGCAUGAAUUAAAAUAAAUCUACAGUAGAACUAUUUUUAAAUGGGAGUAAGAUAGUUACUGAACACAGUCCUGUUGACCAUUGUCACAUUUUGUUCAAGCUGUGAAAUUAAGUUGGCAGGGUGUCUACACUAUCUUAAUAAAAUAUUUAAAUCCAAGCGGGCUGUUUUUGUAUACCAGUUAAUAUGUACCUCUUACUUUUCUUUACAGACUAUUCUUUACCGUAUUUUUCUAUUUCAGCUGGGUAUUCUUAGUGAGUGAGUGGCUUAAAAAACAAAACAAAAAUAGAACUAUACUCAUAAUAAACAGGCUGGCAUGGAUCAAGAUCUCUGUGGAAAAUGCUAGAGGCUGUUCUUUAUUCAUCCGUCACACUAAUAUACACGUUUCCACCUCUGUCAGUGGAUGCUGAGGUCUGGAUACAGAGUAAGAUCCAAAGUCAGUACGCGACUGAACAUAUAGUCAUCAUGCUGAGAAGAAGGAUCACACAAUUUAGGACAUUUUUGUUACUCGAAAUAAGCAUUUCAUAACUGUCCAUGAGAGUAAAUAAUAAGCUUGAGUCAGCCAAAGGGAUCUAGCCAACUCAUUAUUUGUGAUGACUUCAGAACACAAAUAAAGCGGUUCAAAUCCAACAGCACAGUUAUGUACAUAAUGAUUAGCUGUAGCAAUUCCUAAGACGCAAAUCAAUACUUUAACAAAAAAACGGUUUGUGUUAUCUAACAACAUUCUAAGUAGUAAAUUAAUUUGUUACCUCUGGACACACUCCAAUCAAUGCGUCUGCUUUGGAAUAAAACUCUUCCUUUAAAGAAAUAACUAUCAUUUGAAGCUGUUCAUGUGCCUGGUCUCUAAUGAAACUCGAUACCUUUGUAGAAAAGCCAAAUGUUUCAGUAAGUUAGUUCUGGCAGACUUAAACCAUACCAUAAUUACUGUAAUUAGGGAAUGAUGCAGAAGGAACUGGAUUACGUUAGCAGUAAAAUUCAGUAAUUCAGUUACGAAAUAAAACAGUCUAGAAGACAGCUACUUCGCAUGUUCUUAACACAAGCCCUCAGAUUUGCCCCUUUUAAAAAAUCUGUAUGAAAACAAUCAUUCACUCCAAUGAAUAAGGUUACAGAAAAACGUCAGUGCCAAUGAAAAAUAUUUUACUUAAUAUGAUUUGGAAGGUAGGUGAAAAUUCCUGAGUAAGAAAAGAAAAGUGAAAAUAGCUGUUAUUGGUUAUAUAUUAAGAUGUUAAACAUACAUUAUUUUGCUGCAAGCAGUGCAACGUUUUUUUUAUUGAUCGAUCUGCAAUAUGAAAGACACAGAAAUUCAGCUAUAAACUGGAGGCUAAAUAAGACAAUACCCCACAAUGGAAAUUAAAUGCUGAGUAAAGAAAGACUUGUAUUUAAGUUAAGAUUUUUGACUGUACAGUUUUAUCUGGUACAUGUAAUGCAUUUAAUCAGUUACAAAAUUAACUUUCAUUUAAGCUGUUAAUUUAGAAGGUGUAAUUAAAGUGUUGGAAACUGCUUUAGUAAAUCCUUAAACUGAAGAAAGGGAAAGAAUACUGUUCAGUUCUAAGCAUAUCAAAUUCUCUGGAUCCCACCAAGUACUAGCAAUAUAUAUUUCCAAAUGGUAAAUUA
Struthio camelus australis is the source of this 5154-nucleotide messenger RNA. The record is from RefSeq and is a predicted model, not a curated record. Lineage: Eukaryota; Metazoa; Chordata; Aves; Struthioniformes; Struthionidae.